Messenger RNA from Symbiodinium sp. CCMP2456, 879 nucleotides. The record is from the annotation of a GenBank genome assembly. Lineage: Eukaryota; Dinophyceae; Suessiales; Symbiodiniaceae.
AUGGGAAACCAAAGCUCCCGUGUUGCACCGGCUGGAGUGGUGCCCAGCACGGACGGUGGUGUCGUCGUGAAUGUCGUGAACGUGGCCCGCAGCGAGAACAAGUCGGGCACGGCUGUUGCAACGAUGCUCUUGGACCAGAACGACGAGAUUCAGCGAUGCUUCAAGGAUGCUGCGAGCGCAGCCGGGCCAGCAAAGCAGCCUCAAGUUCUGCCGGUGAUGCCAAAUGCCUUUGCGCAGCAAAUGCAAGAGUGGGCCGUGGCCUGCGAAACCGAAGCGUACGAAAGUGAGAUUGGCAGGCGUGCGCAGAGCUUCUCAGUGCCGAUGCUGGUGGCAAGUCAAUCUGGGCAGACCGAGAAGGCCCAGGAGCUGAUGAGCGACAUGGAGGCCUCUUUGAACGAGGAGGUCAGUUCCAAGAAGAUCUCUCCCUCCACCGAAGCUUGGAUGCUCGGACGCCUGUUGGCUGCAAACUGCCAGCUCCGUGCCGAAGCCGAAGGGAUCGCCGAGAAGCUGCGAGGCGUGCUCGACCAAAUCUUGGCACGGCGUCUGGCGCAGCCGGAGAGCCUGGAGACGGCCGAUGCUGCCGAGUCGUGGGCUUGGGCUUACUUGAUGCUUUGCGGCGACAGGGAGUCCUCGGAUCUUGGGGCCUGGCUCAAGGCCAGCCGCAUCUUGUGGCAUUCCGUCGAUGCGGCCGGCGUGGAGAUGGGAAAUCGGAUAUGGGCAAGCACGAUGGCCCUUCUGGCGUUCUCGAAACAGCUGGAUGCAAGCUGUAUCUGUUCGUCGCAAGACCCUUUUGCACGGGAAGCAGUCAUCGAAACGAUUGGCGACAUCUUGUCUUUCCUGAGGUGCGGGGCUCAGAUGCAACAUGAAUUCAAACCUUGA